ACAAAGCCGCCUCCACGAUAAUUCAAACAAUGGAACAGUUCCUUAUGCGAUCGUGAACAUUGAAAGCGACAAAGCGAGUGAUUUUUUGUCAGUGGUGCUCCUGGGAGGCAGUGCUCAGCGAUUUAUAUGAUACUAAAUCAGACGAAGGGACAACACAGCUACUUCCAACAUAUUUAACACUGGAUACAGUAUGGAGGCACAAGUUGCAGCGAAGGAUCUCCCAAUGAUAUUUAAGGUCAAAUACAUCGGAUUUGAAGCUGGACGUGGCUUAUGGGGAGUAAGAUAUACGAAAGGGCCAGUAGAUUCCUUGUAUAAAGCAGCGAAAAAUCCACGACCAGACAAAGUGCCACCUGUUUGCGAUUUGACCGUUACAUUAGCCGGUGUGAAUAUUGAAACAGUAAUGCCAAAGACAAACACCCGAUUUCGGAGCAAUUUCAUCGGAGCAAUUUCAUACGGUGUUCAAGAUCUCGAGUAUGCCAACAUAUUUGCAAUGAUCGUUGUCAAGGAAGAUAAUCCCAACCCUUUCGAAGUGCAUGCAUUUGUCUGUAAUAACGGAAUUACAACCAAGAGGUUAACAUUUGCCUUAGAUGCAGCUUUCCAGGAUUAUUCGCAACGGGUUAAGGCAGCUGCCGAAGACUAUGCUGCGACCGUACAAACGGAAUUAGUUAUUGACCUUCCCGAAAAAAUGGAAUAGGAAGAAACCCAAGCUUAGCUUCGAUACAAGAUUCGAAAAGACUCUUUGAAAAUUUACAUUUUAUUGUGGAGAUUUUUUAAGCGGACUUUCUGUUUCAAAAUUUUUAUGAA
Hermetia illucens (black soldier fly) is the source of this 804-nucleotide messenger RNA. RefSeq lists its product as uncharacterized. Lineage: Eukaryota; Metazoa; Arthropoda; Insecta; Diptera; Stratiomyidae. The transcript has 2 exons. The record is from RefSeq and is a predicted model, not a curated record. Bases 191 to 694 code for a protein of 167 amino acids.